AUGGGAAACUUUCUCAGUAAAUCGUAUCUUGAGCUGCGCGGCCUCACCUUCCCGAGGUGGGUUCGCAGAGCAGGACCCGAGCCUGCACGCUGCCCUGUCUGUAGGAAGGUCAGGCCGGUUCCCAGGCCAGCGCCACCACCAGCCCGUCCACCUAGGGCCCCCAAGAGGAGGUGCCCUCUGCCGGAGGCCUCGGACACCACCCGGGGGCAGGGCCCUUCAGCGUCUCCAGAGCGAUCGCCAAAAAGACCUGCGCCUCUGCUGCCAACUGGAGACUCGGGGUUGGAAACCCCCAGAAGCCCAAGCACCCCUUCGGGUCAGCUCGAGUCCACACCUCGAAUUGCAACACCCAGGCCGCGCAAUCAUCUUGUGGUGCCCAAGAUGCCGUGGGACGUCCCUCUUCCUGAUUCAAGCAGCGCAGAGUUUGAAGGCCAAGAGGUUACCCAAUCUCAUGGCUGUGACAUUCCUAGCUCGCAAAGCUCCACCGCAGACAAGCUGGGUGAAAACGAACCCCCGAAUGGCUCACGCUCCCAGGAGUCAGGUAAGGUGGUGGAGGGCAAAAAGCCAACCACAAGUCCACCACCAGACUCCCAGGAGUCAGCGAAGGGGGUAGUGGACUCUCAGGAGUCAGCGAAGGGGGCAGUGGAUGUAAAGCCCAAAGCUCGUCCACCACAGGACUCCCUGGAGUCAGUGAAGGGGGUGGCAGUUGAAACACCCACAGCUAGACCACCAGCAAGCCCUACUACCCCAAAUCUGGCAGCUCGCAGAGCAUCCAAAAGGAAAGCAGCAUUGCCAUCAGCUCUUCCUUUGCCAGAGAUUGUGCCAGUACCAAUACAGUGGGGUGGCAGUGAGCUUCCCCCACCUCCUAAACUUCCAUGCAUGGACAUGGAGAAAGACGUGGACAUUUGGAGGAGAACAGAAGUGACAGAUGGCAGUGACAUCAACACUGCCUCUUCUGUUCCUCCAUCUGAUUCAGAGACUUAUGUCUUCGUGACCCUGCCUACCUGCACUUUAAACAUCCCAGCUCUUCUCAACACCACUAAUGUGGAAGAGCAGGCUGCUGGGGCCAACAUUGUGCCAGCACCCUCAUCAAACUCUAACGAGGGUCUAGCACCUAAAAUCCUCAUUUCCUCUUUGGCUCCUCCUGCAGACUCUCCUCCUUUUGGUACCCCAGCUUCUCAACUAGGGGUUCUAAAUGAUAAAAAUGGAAACCAUGCUCCUUUAAUGAGAGCUGCAACUCCUACCACUUCUCUCUCCUCCAAACUUUACCUUCCUGUUUAUUCCCUUCUCCCCUGCACAAAGGAAUCUAACACUGCUACUUCUCUUGAUUCCUGUCCUCUUCCCUUCUCCACCCUUCCUGUAGUCCCACUUCCCAUUAACACUACCACCACUGAUUUGGCUACAGCCGCCCCCAGUGUAUCCUGUCAUGUGAGCCUGCAGCCGGCCACAGAUGAAGAUAUUGUUCAGAUGGAUACCACACCUCCAUCUGCAGCCGUCAUUUACUCAUCUCCCCAAGUCUCCACCAUUGACUCCUGUGCAUUGCUUCAGGCUCCCAAUAGCUUGCAACAGGGAAACUUUAUGAAUGGGCCAGUACCCAGCGGCCCACCUAUACCUCCCCCACAACCAGUACCUCAGGUUCCCUAUGGCCUGCAACCAGGACACUUGCCGAAUGGGCCAGUGCCCACCAGCCCACCAGUACCCCAGGCGCUCUGCAGUCCACCUCAGGGCCAUGUCACCGUGGGCCCAGACCCCACUGCCCCUGCAACACCCUAUACCUAUCCAGUUCCCCAAAUCCCCUGCAGUCUGUACCAGGGGCAACUUGGGAUGGGGCUAGCCCCCACCAACCUACCUCCUACCAGGGGGUCCUGUUCUUCCCAAACCUUGGUCCCUCAAAAUGAUCACUAUUCCACCAAUUCCAUCACUGUUGUGCAACCACAGCACACAGUGUCACAUAGUGACUCUAUUUCCAGCAAGCAAUACCCCCACAAUCAGUUUAUACAGUCUCAGCACAUGCAGGGACCCAGCCCAAAUACUGGCCAUCCAUCUAGUGCUAGUGCCCUUCCACACCCCACACUUGGGGUUUUCAGUGGACUACCUGAUAACAAUUACUCUCUGAGCCAACCAGUACCCUUCCAAACACCAGUUAUUGACCUAACUGUGCCUACAAUGCAACCACCUAAUGACUCUGUCAAUGUGAUCCCUCUUGUGCAGCAGUUGCACAAUCCCUCUCUUCCGAUAUGUUAUGGACCUCGGGUUCUUCCCAGUAUGGAGCAAGCAAUUGUCCCUAUUCCUGAAAAUUGUUCUUCCACACCAACGAAACUAUUCAUGGACAAUGAUAUGAUGGAUACAACACCUCCUUCAGAGGCUUCAAUCUAUCCAUCUCCAACCGUCUUGACAAACAACCUCUCUGUAGUGAACCAGGACCAUUCUGCUCCUGCCCAUGUGCCACACAGUGGCAUUAUUUCCAGCAACCAAGACUCCCACAGUCAGUUUAUACAAUCCCAGAACAUGCCGGGGCCUAGCCCACACACUGGCCAUCCAUCUAGUGCUGGUGCCCUUCCACACCCCACCGUCGGGGUCUUCAAUGGACAACCUGACAGUUUGUCUCUGAGCCAACCAGUACCCUUACAAACACAUUAUUGA
Messenger RNA from Dipodomys spectabilis (banner-tailed kangaroo rat), 2640 nucleotides. Its product is annotated as nuclear pore-associated protein 1-like. Bases 1 to 2640 code for a protein of 879 amino acids. The record is from RefSeq and is a predicted model, not a curated record. The transcript has 4 exons. Lineage: Eukaryota; Metazoa; Chordata; Mammalia; Rodentia; Heteromyidae.